Episyrphus balteatus (marmalade hoverfly) is the source of this 1151-nucleotide messenger RNA. RefSeq names its product probable 18S rRNA (guanine-N(7))-methyltransferase. Gene Ontology annotation, cellular component: nucleolus. Bases 128 to 955 code for a protein of 275 amino acids. The transcript is spliced from 4 exons. Lineage: Eukaryota; Metazoa; Arthropoda; Insecta; Diptera; Syrphidae. The record is from RefSeq and is a predicted model, not a curated record. Gene Ontology annotation, biological process: rRNA (guanine-N7)-methylation. Gene Ontology annotation, molecular function: rRNA (guanine) methyltransferase activity.
CACGUGUUUUUGUUUUUCUUUCCAUUUUUCAAGCAAAAACAAACCCCAAAUUUGCAUCAAGUGCACUAAUUUCUAUUAUUUUUUUAAAUUUUUGUUGAUUUGCAAUUGUUAAACAAAACUAAUCAAAAUGGCAAGAAGACCAGAACAUUCAGCUCCACCAGAAAUCUACUACAACGAAGAUGAGGCAAAAAAAUAUUCAAGCAAUUCUCGAAUUAUCGAGAUUCAAGUUGAAAUGGCUGAGCGAGCUGUUGAAUUGCUAAUGCUACCCGAAGAUGAAACAUGUCUCGUUUUGGACAUCGGUUGUGGAUCAGGUUUGUCUGGGAGUGUUCUUGAAGACAACGACCAUAUGUGGAUUGGCAUGGACAUAUCCGAUGCAAUGUUAAAAAUAGCUGUCGAACGUGAAGUCGAAGGAGAUUUGCUACUCACAGACAUGGGCCAAGGUGUACCCUUUAAACCGGGUACUUUUGACGGAGCGAUAUCCAUAUCGGCUCUACAAUGGCUUUGCAAUGCAGACAAAACCUCACACAAACCACACAAAAGGCUCUAUACGUUCUUCUCUACUCUUUUUUCUGCAUUAACAAGAACUGCUAGAGCUGUAUUUCAGUUUUAUCCAGAAAAUGCAGCUCAAAUUGAAAUGGUUACCGAGCAGGCAAUGAAAGCUGGGUUUUUUGGAGGUCUCGUUGUCGACUAUCCAAACUCAACAAAGGCGAAAAAAUACUUUUUGGUUCUUAUGACUGGCGGCAUUGGACCAAUGCCAAAGGCUUUAGGAACUGAAGAGGAUGAAAGACGCAUUGCUUAUACUAAAAAGAGAGAAAUGACCCGAGACAUCCGCGGCAAAGCACCAAAGAAGUCCAGAGACUGGAUUUUGGCAAAGAAAGAGCGUCAACGAAGACAAGGUCGUGAAACCCGCCCCGAUACUAAAUACACUGGUCGUAAGAGGAGUGGGAGAUUCUGAAGAUUCAUGCAAACUCACAUGAAAACCAUUUUUUAUUUAACAUAGUUUAUCUAUUUCUAUACAAAUUUGCUAGCACCUUUCUAUCGAAUAGAAAUUGUUGUUUAUUUCUCAUUUCGCCUGUUUCUGGGACUGUCGUACGAUGAUUCCAUGUUUCCAACAAUAAAAACUAAAAUUGUUCCUAUAACAAGGGCAUAGA